This is a messenger RNA of Coffea arabica (coffee), 3081 nucleotides long. Lineage: Eukaryota; Viridiplantae; Streptophyta; Magnoliopsida; Gentianales; Rubiaceae. The record is from RefSeq and is a predicted model, not a curated record.
AAAUCUGAAACCACGUGUAACCAGCAAACUCAACUCACCUCACGUCAACUUCUGCCAACUGCGAAACCGCCGCGCCAAUGCUACGUCAACAACAUCAAGCACUGCUCCCGCUGUGGGAAAACUCCUCUACAUCCACCCUACCCCAAAUCCCCGUUACUUCCGCCAAUGUUAAUAAGCACUGCUUUCUGUCGUCCUCCUCCUCCUCCUGUCGUCCUCCUCACUUUCACUCUCUUCAUUCCUACCCUGCUCUCUGUUUUCAGUCCCAGAAGAGGAGCUAUAAAUCAGCUCCCAAUUCCAAAACAAAUUGAAAACCACAACUUCCCCAGCCAUCCCAAUCCCAUUCUGCUUUGACUUUAUGUACUUCUACUCGUACUCAACUUUGUUCUUUCUUGCCUUCCCCGGCCGGCCCCCCCCCCCCCCCACCACACACAAACACCCUCUCCCCAUCCUUAAAAAGUUCCCCUUUUCACCUGCAUCCAACACAGUCACCCCAGAAAUCUUUUUACUGCUAACUUUUUCAAACGAAGAAGCCCACUACAGCUAUAGUUUCAGGAAUUUCUUUUAUUCGUGGAAACCAAAGGGAAAAAAAAAUCGUGCGCGCACAUGAGAGGCUUGAUUUUGUAUUAACCUUGGAGCAAGGAAUUCAAUAAAAUCUGAUGUAGUCAGAUCAUUCUGGAUGAUGACUUGAUUUUACAUUCUUCUGUCUAAAGGAGCUUCUGAGAUAUGGUGAAGGACUUCAUUCCCAUGUCGUGGCAAGUACUAUUUUAAGGUUCUAGUGUGUUUGCUUAAUGUACUCCCACUGAUGGUAUUAUUGUGUUCUCAUACUAAGGUUUGCAUGUUAGCCCUUGCACCUUGAUGAUGAUGCUGAUUAGGAGGUAUGAUUCCAAUAAUGCAGAAGAACUGAUGUAUUUUUAUGCAUGUGAGAGUAGGCACAUCAAAGUUGGCUUCUGCAGCUAUAUGAGCAGUACAAGGGAUGUGAAUCCUUUAUCAGCUCUGUUUAAGCAUCUUGAAGAGGGAUGAGAUAAAUGUGGUGUGUGAUGCUUCUUAAAAAAAGCAAAGCAGGACGAGGAAAUAGAAAUGGUAUGUAUAGGAUUUGCAUUACAAUGAUGCUUUCAGAAUGGUAAUUGAACUAUUCCCCCAUCACAAAAUAAGCCUUUGAAGAUUGUAGGUUGAACAUUGGUAUAAGCCCCUCUGUACUGGCAUUUAUUUGACAAAAUUUCCAGAAAUGUUCUGAAAGUUAUGAUCAUUCAAACGGGAAAAUGGAAAUGGGCAUAUAAGUAGCUUAGUUUAUUUGAUAUAAUAAUUAAAAGAGCUCAACAGAGAUAACAUAAGGUCGUUGAAAUGUAUUUGGGUAGAAAAGAUACAACAUUUUGGAAUAACAUUUAGCAAUAGAUAUUGAAUUGGACAAGCUUAUUGAGUUCUGGUUAGGGCAACUCAAGCCAUGUCAGUGGUGUUGCAGGCCAAGUUUUGGCCUCUGACUGAUGAGAUCUUAUGGCGAGAAAAGGGAGAAGAAGUUGAGCCAAACUUAAAUGAAGAGUUUGUACUUCAGAAUAUUCAUCUUUUUUGGUGAAAGUUCUGAUCAAUAAGAAUCCGCCGUGCUGAAAACAAUGACAUCAAUGAUGCCCCAACAGAAUACUGUAGGUGCAACCAUGGAGCCAUGUUAGGCACUGCUCCUGCUCAGCAUCUUUUGCACUAUGGCCCCAAGACCCCUCCGCCUCAGCUCUAGACGCCCUUCUAGACGUAUACAUAUCAUUAUAAUACUCUUGAUACUUGUGCCUCUCAGCAUUAUUGGAAUAUUUAACCAUGGCCGGAAGAUCUCCUAUUUUUUCCGGCCACUUUGGGACCAACCUCCAGAACAGUUUGAACGCCUACCUCAUUAUUAUGCAGAGAACAUUUCUAUGGGCCAACUCUGUCGUCUUCAUGGCUGGACCUUGCGCUUAGAGCCGCGCCGAGUAUUUGAUGGCAUUAUAUUCAGCAAUGAGGUGGACAUUCUUGAAAUUAGGUGGCAUGAACUCCUUCCUUAUGUUACUAAAUUUGUAAUUUUGGAAGCCAACACCACCUUCACUGGCGUCCCGAAACCUCUCUUUUUUGCUUCAAAUCGGGAUCGAUUUGCAUUUGCAGAGGGAAAGGUUGUCCAUGACGUAUUUCCUGGUCGCAUUCUUCCGCGUGGAUCACAUGAAAACCCAUUUAAUCUUGAAGCAGAGCAGCGUGGGGCUAUGAAUCGAUUACUUCAAGGGGCAGGUAUUUCGGAGGGCGACCUUCUCAUCAUGUCGGACACUGAUGAAAUACCAAGUCCUCACACCGUGAAACUACUGCAGUGGUGUGAUGGGGUGCCUCCUGUCUUACAUCUGGAGCUGAAGCACUAUCUGUAUUCCUUCGAAUUCCCGGUUGACUAUAGCAGUUGGCGUGCUACAGUCCACAUUUACAACCCCUGGACCCGGUAUCGACAUUCGCGACAAUCCAAUCUUAUUCUGUCCGAUGCAGGAUGGCACUGUAGCUUUUGCUUCCGGUAUCUGCGAGAGUUUGUGUUCAAAAUGACUGCCUAUAGUCAUGCAGACCGAGUUAGGCACAGAAGUUUUUUGAAGUACUCCAGGAUUCAGAAGCUCAUCUGUCAGGGAGAUGAUCUUUUUGACAUGUUACCUGAAGAGUAUACUUUUAAGGAAAUUAUCAAGAAAAUGGGUUCAGUACCUCGUUCAGCAUCUGCAGUACAUCUUCCUGCUUACUUGGUGGAGAAUGCAGAAAGGUUCAAAUUCCUUCUCCCUGGAGGUUGUACUCGCUCAACAGGAUGAACAUCCUUCUCAAGGGGGAAAGAAACAAGGGUUGUUUAAACCCCGUAUCGUUUUUGUAACAGGUAGAAGUGAUCACUUAGGUAGGUUGGCUACUUUCCGGGCAUCCAUGUUAAGCUACUCGAGUUUCUGAAGACUUUUAACUGAGUAGCAUUAGACAACGUAUUCUAUUUCUAUGUCGUUGCUCCUCCAUCUUUUUCUUUUUCCAUCUUCCGACUAUAUGGUCUAAUACCAACUAUUGGUUGGGAAAUGAUCCUAUUUUCCAAGGAAUGAGUAGCGCCGGGGGCUUGCAUCA